Spirometra erinaceieuropaei is the source of this 2650-nucleotide messenger RNA. Lineage: Eukaryota; Metazoa; Platyhelminthes; Cestoda; Diphyllobothriidea; Diphyllobothriidae. The record is from the annotation of a GenBank genome assembly.
AUGGCAUUGUAUUGGCUUCUGUAGCUCCUAUUUAUUCGAGCUCUUGUAGGUCGUUACAGUCUGCUGCGCGGAUCAUGGUGGUGUUCGUCUGUGGAAAGUGUAAUGAGAGUAUCAAGAAGAAAAACGUGGAACAGCAUUUUAAUAACUGUCGAAAUGCCACAGUUUCCUGCGUAGAUUGCUCUAAGGACUUUACGUACGUGAUUUGUCUUUUAUUUGGAUUUCGUAGACGGCAGUCAUUUGUUUCGCACACAUCGUGUAUAACCGAGCAAGAAAAAUACGACAAGCCGAAUUUUUCACAAAAAAUUCCUAAAGGCGCGAAUAAACAAAUGGAGUGGACUGAUCAGGUGCACUCUAGGCUGUCUGACUUCCCUGCGCAACAAGGAGUAAUCAAUCUUAUGGUAAAAAAACUGAUGGACAGCAGCAACGUUCCAAAAAAGAAAGCGAAAUUUCAAGUAAACUCCAAAUUUGGGAAGCUAUUUACUCGCUAGAAUUUUUUGAGGUCAUGUUUCAAGUACUCUAGGGACGACGACAUCAGCAAAAUUUGGGAGUUUAUAAACAAGCCUCCUGCUGACUGUGUUGAUAGCAUGGGUAAAUCUGUAAAUGAAGGCAACAGUGAAGGUGCCCCUUCUAACGUCAUCAGUGUACCUCAGAAUGGAGCUGCAGCUGCCGCAACAGGAAAAUCCAGUAGCUCCAAGCGGAAAGAUGCACCUUCUUCCGAAGUCCCACCAAAGAAACGUCAACGCAAAGAUACCGCUGAACGUAUUGCUUCGCAGUCUACCGACGCUUCGAAAGUGACGUGCACGCCCGACUUUUCUACGGGUAUGAAUUCCAAUGAGUUGCCAGCUUUUAGAGCCACAAAAUCAGAUGUCACUUAGGGGAGCAAUAGUCGCUGAGAUACUUGGAAAGAAACCCAUAAGAAUAACAAAGUUAAAAAAGCGUGUAAGUCCUUUAUUUUGAAACGUCUUUUGCACAAAUAGCCACUCAGGUCAUAGUAAGUCGGGCAAUCAGAGUUGCGUCUACACUAGUCAGGAGUGACAUUUCUAGCCGGUCGAGUUUAAGCUGAUGUUUUCUGCCAAUGAGCUCUUGAUCCCUAUCCUAUUAUGGUUUAUAGUCCAAAGGCAGCUUAAAUACUGUCGAGUCGGCGUCCAAUAGAAAGAAGGGGACCUAGCCUUAUUUUUGACAGGUUUUUUUUUAUUCAGUAAUCCGCUUAUUGAGAGGGUCAGGAGUCCUUCGUCAGCAUGGUCAGCGCAAUCACUGGUGUCUAGUACGUUCACCCGCACACGAACAGUGUUGCAUUCUAACUGCGAACUGCAAAAGCAAAUGUGAUUAAGGAAAUAGCGCCCAUACUUGUGGUGUUAGACUGUCCAGUCGGUUUACCACGAACUAGUUCGCUAAAAGGGAAGUGAAGGACAUACCAUACGAGAUGGUAUUAAAGUUUCACCUAUAAUUUGCCUUCAAAACUUUAGAACUUACAAAUACCAAAUUUCCAUGGGCGGUCUGCGGAAUUAGCUUAAUUGACUGCAUCCCCAUUCCAUUAAAAAGGAAUUCCUUAGCGACAAAGACAAGGAUUCGUUGUCCGUGGCUCAGUGGUUAGAGGCGUUGGACUUCUAACGAACAGGUCACGAGUUUGAGCCGCAGGUGUUGCACACCCCGGGAUUGGGUAUGUCUGUCUGACGACGGAUAAUAAGCCAGAAAUGGCGACUCCAGUCCCCCUUGUUUUUGUCGGUAAUGACAUUCUGCCUAUAUCAUGCGCCGCUGUGCGGCUGCUGGUUGGGCUCGAGAGAGAGCCCCUACGGCACAACAGAAUGAGUGAGUUCCACAAGAACGAUCGGUGAGCGCCCCUCCACUAAAGGAAUUCCUUUCGUGCUCUGCAUCCAUCAUGGGAAAUACGCAACUGAUGUGAUACAACUCAGUCCGUCACCCUCACUCGGCAGUUUAACCGAGACUCUUCUCGUCGAGAUAAUGCAAGGGAUUAAGCAUUAUUUGAUAUCUGUCUACAGUUGGCUGGUUCUGAUGUUCAUGUAGAUGGUGAGCCUUUUCAAGUUCAGUAGCUUUACAAUCGUAUAUAGCCACCCUUGAAGGUUUGAUACUGGAAUCUUUUGUAGAUUCUGAAUCCUCUAGAUGUCCUACUUCAAGACAUUUACAGAAACGCUGGGCAGCACACGAGUGGGCUGGCAGGCAAGACUGUGCCUGACUAGAGUUUCUACAAGCUUUAACGUUUCCGCAUAAAUUUAGCCGUUUUUCACCACUCAACCUCGGUUCUUUCGACUUUACGAUAGGUUUUCAAGAUCUUCCGAAGUUCAACCCAGUUUAAUGAGGCCCUACACAACGAGGACUGGCUUGAACGAAAGUUCGAGAAGAUUCUGCGCAGCAAAAAACGUUUCCUUCUUACCGAGGAUGGUGAACGGGUAUCUCUUGUACCAAGAGGUGAAGAGUCUAAGGAUGAAUUGGAACAAUGAGUUUGACCGCGACCGGGCGGACUGUUUCAGAUGUACAGACUUACCUACUUAUAUUUAGUAAUGGUCCUCUGCAUUCAUUUCUCUGUUAUACUAUUUUACCUUUUCAUUCAUAUUUAAUAGGGACCUCAGAACCGGAUACACUCGAAAGCCAGCCGUCUGCCAAGUUGUCGUCCAUAAGCAAUCCUAUUUGA